AUGAGUCAAAGUAUCUCUGCCAAUAAGGCACAGACCUCAUCCAUUGCCCGGGAAUCGCUCGUAGAAGAAUCGUCACUUUCUUCUGUAACGUCUCCAAUUACUGGUAACCCAAUUCCCAACAACAAAUCUUCAGUCGGACUUCAAGAAGGAGCCGAGAAUUCAUCAUGGAGUAGUCGAUCAGCAAAAGUCCACCUAUUAACUCGUCAAGCCUCUUUCAGCGCUCCACACAGUCCGGAUUCUCAAUAUCUAUCUUCAUCGCUAACUAAAUCAUCUUCGCUAAGGGCAUCAAGUAAAAGUGCCUCGACAACAAAUUUAGUAGCUCGUUAUCCGCCUGUGUUAGCUAAUAAGAGUAAUAAUUUUUUAGCGAAUGCAGCAAUUUAUAGGUUGAAUAGUAUGAAGUCGAGCAUAAGAUCAUCAGAGUCUGCAAAGGCACCGUCCGAUACGGCCGAUCAUCGUUCGUUACAAAAUAAUAUAACUGACGCACAUUUUACACCAACAUUUGCACGUAAUCCAUUCAGUGACGAUGACCAUGAACUAUUCACUGAUAGUACAUCAGUAUCUUUAUUAUCAACUUCGCCUAAACAACUUGACGGAUCAUCGUUUCCCCCAACCACAUCAACCCAAUCCGAGAAAGCUCAAGAGCAGGCAACUAAAGAGAAAGGGAAAAGAUCGAGUUGGGAUUAUAUCGAACUUUUGGCUUUGGAUAGUUUUCGUAAUUGGAUAUUAAGUUUCUGUGUAGUCAAGUUUGACUUGGAGUUGGGACAAGCGAUGGAUCUAAUAUAUCCACCAUCUGAUCUGACUGAGGAGGAGAAAAAGAACGUUUGUUUUUUGGCGUUUCCUGAUUCGAAUUGUUUUGACGAAGGAGAUACAGUGUACAAUUUUAGAAUGAGAUCCUUGCGGAACAGAGCGGCUGCUUCAGGUCCAGAAACAGAUACUUGUUUUUUAUAUGGAUACGUAUUCUUUAGACAGAAGAGAGACCCGACUAUACGCCGUGGAUAUUUUCAGAAAUCAUUGGUAUUUUUAUCGCCAUAUCCAUAUGUUGGUUUAUUCUCAAACCUCGUGUCAAUAUUGGGUCCAGCGUACUUUGAAAUGGGAAAGCCUAUGCUUGAGGCAGCUUGUCAUAAUGUUGCCAGCUGGAAACCUCCAUCUCCAGGCAAAACGUUUGAACUUCCAUUUCUUGGUAACGUUCUUCAAGUUGAGAUACCACAGAAAAAUAAACCUCAAUUGCUCGAGACCAGCCCGUUCGAUAUGGCCAAUUACAGACAAGAAACGCAGAUUCUUGCGUCGCUGCCUCCGAAAACUCUAUUUUCUCAUUUUCGAGACAUGAUCAAAGACUUGUGGCUGUGUUGGGAGCUGAUGGUACUUGCCGAACCUUUGGUGUUAAUGGCUCCUGAUCCGAAGAUAUGUAGCGAGGCUGUUGUUGAGCUGGUUGAUCUUAUUAAUCCGAUACCGUACUGUGGAGACUAUCGUCCAUAUUUCACAAUACAUGAUACAGAUUUCAAGUCAUUUGUUACAAAGAACAAGCCACCAUCAAAUAUAAUACUUGGAGUAACUAAUCCAUUUUUUAAUAAAGCCAUGCAGCAUUGGCCCAACAUAAUAAGAGUUGGUAAACCAAAGUUAAGACGCGCGACAGAAACGUCCUGGAGGUACAUCAACAAUCCAUCUUCGCUGGACUUUGUACAGGGAGUAAAAUCAAAGCGUAAACCGGUGAUUGCCAAAGAUAAGUCGGUCUUGAAACUAACAGCAGCCGCUAUAGCAAAAGGUUAUCCACCAGACUAUCUUGUGAACAAUACCUUGAGGCGUUACUUUGUUGAUUUGACUGAAAAAUUUCUGGUGCCAUUGAAUCGCUAUUUUUCAACAUUAAUUCCUGUAAACGUGUCGCUCUCAUCAUCGCGUGAGCCUCCUCAACUGAAGCCAUUUAGAACUGACUGUUUCCUCAAGUCUUUGCAAGAUCAUGGAUCCCAGAUUCCGUUUAAAUCCAAGAUUUCGGCAACUUCGACCGAGGUAUACGUAAAUUUUUAUCAACAGUUUCUAAAAUGCGGUAAUUUUGCAACCUGGCUGCAUCAACGUACAAUCGAAGCACAGAGUGAACUACGCAGGAGAUACUUGCAAGUAUUGUGUGAAGAUGAUGUAUGUAAAUGGAUGUUUGGGAAGGAUGAAGUAGAGCUAAUAGAUUUAUUGGUUCGUAUCAAAGACGAGCUGAAAACACCAAUGCAGACAACUGAUGCUGGACAACAAAUAUCAACACGAUCUGCUGAUAUAACAAACAAUUCGUUGUUGACAGCCAAGCAAAGAGACAAGCUGAAAGAGCAGGCUCGUAUUCUAGUCUCUGGUUUGCCUAAAGAUCUGAGGGAUUCAUUAGCAGUAAAUUUCCUCUAA
Molecule: messenger RNA, 2379 nt
Organism: Paraglomus occultum
Lineage: Eukaryota; Fungi; Glomeromycota; Glomeromycetes; Paraglomerales; Paraglomeraceae
Source: the annotation of a GenBank genome assembly